UUAUCCCAUGACAUUUAGAAUUUGUUAGAAUGUGUUUCGUGGUGGUUUUAAUUCAGAAUCCGAAGCGUGUUGUGCUGUGGUGUGAUUGUGUAAUUGGGAAGUAAUUCAGAAAGUUUUGUGUGCCGUGUGGGAUUAAACCGUUGGGAUUGCUUUAUUUCUAACUUAUAAUCGGCGUUGAACCGGAACGAAUGUCUUUGAGGACUCUUUGGAACCUUGUAAAUUAGGGGAGCAGGGGGGGAGUUUAAGGGUUAGGGCUUGAAAUUGUAGAGAAUUUUGAACGAUGGUAUUGCAUCUGAUAAUGCAUCCGGCCUUAUCGUGGGGAGAUUUUGCCAACUUGUUGUCAUGGAGGCGCUAAACUUCCCUUCAUAUAUACCCCAAAUUAUAGCUUUUACAAUCCCUGUUUUUCGGAUUUAUGUUGUGUCCUUGCUAGGUUUUCAUAGUCAUCGCAAUGUCUGUCUAGGCAUGGACUUGAGAAUCGAGUGCUUCACGCAAAGUAAUCAGACAGUGGAGUGAAUUAACGGGACUGUCAUCCAGGGUUUGUAGGAUGGCAGGCCAUGAGGAUGAGCUCUGUGCAGCUCUCAUGCGGCUCGCACUCGCUGGGGAUGGUCUGGUUAUGGGUGUCGGCAUGACAGUGCUGGCCUUUCGUACAUGGAUCAAGUUUUGGUCGCACUCGAAGGCUUUGAAGGAUAUUAAAGACACUCCGGUGACACGCAUUGCAGACCUACGUACUCUAGUGGAAGAGCCGGAUGUUCAAGCUAAAGAAAAAAUUAGAACCCCUGAGAAGCAGAUUAGCCCUCCUCAUCAAGACAUAGAAGUGUUUGCAACAAGAAGCAAAGUGAAAAUGCCCUCCAGGCCUUGGAUGGUAGAAAGGCUACCUAUACCAUCUCUCGAGACAAAGCAGGAGAAGCUGGUAAUUGUGAGAGGUAGAGUACAGACCAAAGCUUUUGUCGAAUCUGAAGGUGAUCAAAGAGAUGCUGAGGCUCUCAUACCUCUUAAUGUACCCGAGAAAGCCGUUUUUGUCGAGAGAACUCAAACGUAUGUGCUCACUGAGAUGAGCAACUUUUUGGGAUGGAUAACACAAAAAGACCUGGUCAAAUUUACUCGUCAAGUGUGUUUGUACAAUCAAUGGAGAGGCAUUCUUAGGCUGGGCUCUUAUACGCGAGCCCUUUUGGGAUCGGAUUCUCUCAAAGAUCAAGUUUUGUUAUCAAGGCGCAAGGUGCCCUUUGUUUUGGCUGAGACUGAGGCUCAUUGGAGUUUCCGACCUAGCGACAUGGCGGUUUAUGUACAUAUUAACCUGGACGAAUCACAACAUCCCAUACCACUUGUCACAGUUCAUCACCAGUUGCAUCCAGUACCGGCCUCAUCUUACACGCUUUUUCAAGCUAUGUUUGGGCGUCGCUACCCGGUUGGCCUCUUGGACGAGGAGAAGAUUUUACCACUUGGCGCAGAAAUUACUGCGGUUGGUGUAUUGCAUACUGCUCCAGACGGAACUCCAGUUGUCAAGUCUUCGAAACGUUUGCCUAUAUUUCUGACGGAAUUCACUAGAGAGCAGCUGCUUGUAGAGUUAGCGAGCAGUACCAAAGUAUUGUUCUGGAUGGGUGUAGCAGUCAGCACCGUAGCAGCUGGUGUUCUCGGUUAUUCUUUAGUGAAAAAUUGGACGAGAUGGAAGCAAAGGCAACAGCAAAGGCAAAGCCAGAACAACUCUGAGAAUAGGCAGAACAGUACCAUAGAGGAUGAGGCUGAGAAUUUCGAAGACAUCCCAGAUGGCGAGCUCUGUGUUGUGUGUCUUUUGCGGAGGCGACGGGCUGCUUUUAUUUACUGUGGUCAUCGCGUUUGUUGUAUGGGGUGUGCCGAAAGGGUUGAGCAUGGGGCUAAUCCUCGCUGUCCAGUCUGUCGGCAGUCAGUUACUGGCAUUGUUCGAGUGUACGAUUCCUGAGAUUACAGCAUUUUCCUUCCUCAUUUGCGACCUUACUUGCAUGAGUUGUACUCUUCCCCACUACAUAUUUGAUGCAGCUGCGAGCUCCUGGAACAACGGCUUUAAUUGCCCUACUAAAUCUGUAGCUAAGGUACCCGGGUCGGGAUCUGGUAGUGAAGUCGAUGAUUUUGUGUAUUGCUAAUGUGCAUAGCAUUAGUGACUAUAGAUUAGUUAAUGUAUGUGUCGUUCUUCAGUUGUCCACGAUCUGUAAUCUAGACUUAUAGCCGCUUUAAAGGGCGCUAUUGUUUUAGACAUGGGCAUCAUGUGUUGCUGUGUUCACCUUGUUGAUUUCCCUUGUGUCAUUUUUUUUAGGUCUCGGAUGAAGAAUGACGACAAAACCUGGUGACUUUUAGGAUGUCACUUUCAAAGUUUGAAGUGGAAGAACUUUGUCAAAUGAACAUUGUUGUUCUAGAGGAAAUCGGUGAUUAUUUAGAGAUUAGCAAAAGGAUUAUGUUUUGCCAACAUUAUGAUUAUGUUGCUGUGAAAUUCUGCGUUUGCAGAGAAUUAUAAUUUCGCAGCAACAUAAACCAUAGUAUGCACAUUGAGACAAAAACCUUCAGAAAGUGGUUGUGGGUUUGAAUCCAUACGUCAACAAGACAAUUAGUACUAAAUUAAUGUUAUUAA
This is a messenger RNA of Physcomitrium patens, 2599 nucleotides long. NCBI's taxonomy places the organism in Eukaryota, Viridiplantae, Streptophyta, Bryopsida, Funariales, Funariaceae. The record is from RefSeq and is a predicted model, not a curated record.